Monodelphis domestica (gray short-tailed opossum) is the source of this 4620-nucleotide messenger RNA. RefSeq names its product enoyl-CoA hydratase and 3-hydroxyacyl CoA dehydrogenase (gene EHHADH). NCBI's taxonomy places the organism in Eukaryota, Metazoa, Chordata, Mammalia, Didelphimorphia, Didelphidae. Gene Ontology annotation, cellular component: peroxisome. The record is from RefSeq and is a predicted model, not a curated record. Gene Ontology annotation, molecular function: (3S)-3-hydroxyacyl-CoA dehydrogenase (NAD+) activity; NAD+ binding. Gene Ontology annotation, biological process: fatty acid beta-oxidation.
GGCCCAGGAUGGGACCUCCCUUUGCUGGGGCCCAACCAAGCCGGGGCUGGAAGGCCCCGUCUUUGGCAGGACGGCACCAUGGCGGACUACACACGUUUGGCCGGUUCUCUGGCUGUGCUCCGCAUCCGGAACCCGCCAGUCAAUAGCAUUGGUAAAGCUGUGAUAGAAGACCUGAUGGAAGGCCUGAGGAAAGCCAAAAUCGACCCAGCUGUGAAAGCCGUCAUUCUCUGUGGAGCAGAUGGAAAGUUCUCUGCAGGUGCUGAUAUUCGAAACUUUGCUGGCCCUGUACAGAUGACCCAUUCAUUGGGCAGCGUCAUUGACAUGCUAGAGAAAAUGGAGAAACCUUUGGUGGCUGCCAUCCAGGACCUGGCUCUGGGAGGAGGGCUGGAAUUGGCGCUGGGAUGCCACUACAGGAUUGCUGAUGCCAAGGCUCGAAUCGGUGCCACAGAGGUCACCCUUGGACUUAUCCCUGGUGCAAGAGGGACCCAGCUUCUCCCUAGGCUCAUUGGGGUACCUGCUGCCCUUGACCUGAUCACCUCAGGGAGACACGUUCUGGCUCCUGAAGCACUCAAACUGGGGAUACUGGACAAAGUCGUCAACUCUGAUCCACUUAAGGAAGCCAUCAAAUUGGCCAAAGAAGUUUCUGGUCGGCCGAUCGGUUCCCGGAGACUCAUGACGAGGCAGGUUCCGGCGCUGCCCGACGAGGACAGGGUUUUCCAGGAAGCCCUGCGGCAGAUCAGGAAGAAGUACCCAGGGUGCAUUUCUCGGGAGGCCUGUGUCCGAGCCGUCCAGGCUGCGGUCCGGCACCCCUACCCAGAAGGGUGCCAGAAGGAGAAGGAGCUCUUCAUGUACCUUAAGGACUCGGGGCAGUGCAAAGCCUUGCUUUAUGCCUUCUUUGCUGAGAGAUCUGUGAGGAAAUGGUCGACUCCCUCCGGGGCCUCCUGGAAGACCUCCCGGGCUCUGCCCGUCUCCGCGGCCGCCGUCGUGGGCUUGGGAACGAUGGGACGAGGCAUUGCCGUGUCUCUGGCCUGGGCCGACAUCCCUGUCAUUGCCGUGGAGCAGGAUGAGAAGCAGCUGGAGCAGGCCAGACAAGCGAUUGUGGCCCUCGUGGACAAGGAAGCCGUCAGGCGGAAGCAGAGUGGCCGCGAGUGGAGCCCGCCACGGAUCAGCUUCUCCACAUCCCUGGCUGAGGUGGCAGCGGCGGAUCUGGUGAUCGAGGCGGUGUACGAGGACAUGGAGCUGAAGAAGCAGGUCUUCAGGCAGCUGUCGGCCCAGUGCAAGCCUUCGGCCCUUCUGUGCAGCAACACGUCAGCCCUGGACGUGGACGAGCUGGCUCUGGCCACGCGGCACCCUGCGCAGGUCGUCGGCACCCACUUCUUCUCGCCGGCUCACGUGAUGCCUUUGCUGGAGGUCGUCCCCAGUCGGUAUUCCUCCCCUGCUGCCAUCGCCACCAUCAUGAGUUUGGCCAAAACCAUCGGAAAGGUGGGCGUCGUGGUCGGCAACUGCUUCGGGUUCGUGGGCAAUCGCAUGCUGACCGCUUUCAGAGAGCAGGCUCAUUUCUUGGUGGAAGAGGGCAGCCGGCCAGAGGACGUUGACGCGGCUCUGGAGGAGUUUGGCUACAGGAUGGGCCCUUUUCGUGUGGCAGAUCUGGCCGGGCUGGAUGUGGGUUGGAGAUCGCGAAGGGGUCAAGGCCUCACCGGGCCUGCGUUACCCCCGGGAACACCUGUGCGCCGCCGCGGCAGCCGGCGGUAUUGCCCCCUUCCCGACCUUCUGUGUGAGCACGGGAGGUUUGGCCAGAAGACCGGCAAAGGCUGGUAUCGGUAUGACCAAGCCAUGGGCCGGAUUCCCCAAGUGGACCCCUGGAUUUCCAAAUUCUUGUCCGAGUACAGGCAGAGACACCUCAUUGAGCCGCGGGUCGUCAAGCCAGAGGAGGUCCUGGAGCGCUGCGUGUAUUCGCUCAUCAAUGAAGGCUUUCGGCUCUUAGCAGACGGCAUGGCUGCAGGCCCCGAGCACAUCGAUGUCAUCUACAACAAUGGUUAUGGAUGGCCCAGGCACAAAGGAGGGCCCAUGUUCUACGCCUCCACCGUGGGGCUCCCCACCGUCGUAGAGAAACUGCAGAAAUAUCACCAGAAGAAUCUGGACAUCCCCGCGCUGGAGCCCUGCGAUCUUCUGAGGAAACUGGCCUCCCAGGGAAAUCCUCCUCUUCGGGAAUGGCAGAGCUUGGGGGGUCCUCUGAUGGGUAAACUGUGACGUCCCUCCCCCGGGUUCUCCAGGGGGGAGCCUUUCCUCCCAACCUCAGGCAGACACAGUCAGAAUAAAUAGAAACUCAAUCCAAGGUUUGUAACAAGCUUGCAAAGCAAAAUCUACGGAGAAAUCCUGGGCACGGUUGGCCACUCUCUCUCUGUAGGGUUGAUUCUGUUGGGUGAUUCUACUAGUUCAAUACCAUAAAUAGCGUAUGAACCAGAUCCUCCAGAAGCAUCUGCUCAUGAAGCGGCUUCCCAGGCACCGGAAUCCAUCUCUUUUGACUUGAUUCCGUCCAGUGAAAACAGUCUGGUCUGGUCGUGUCUCAAAAGAAGUGGUUCUAGGAACAUGCAGGAUCCAACCAUUUGUACUAGCUCUCAGCCUGUGCCUCUUCUCCCUUUCUUGCAAUAGCCAGUCAGUGCCUUUACUUCUGUCCCUCUCUUCCAAGUCUUUGGAAAUCAGGUGUCUGACCUUGUCAUUCAACAAAAACUAUUCUCACUAGUUACCAGAGAAUUCUUCUUUGUUAGCUCUGCUGGCCUUUGUUUGGGCCUCAUUCUUUGGACCUAUUCACCAUCUCCUCUUGGAUAGUCUCAUCUCUGGAACUUAGAACGAUUGUUCUGUCUCAGUUCUACUUCAACUGGUCUGACUGCAGGAUUUCUCCUUGGACUUCCUCUCUUCUUCCUCUAGAUUCUCUCAUUUGGCGACUUCAUCAGUUCUCAUGUCUUUGAAAAUGACUCCCAGAUGUAAGGAUCCAUCCUCAGUCUUUUGAGCACCAGUCCAGAAUCAUCCGUUGGCUGAUAGGGAUUUCAAAUUAAAUGUCCCAUUGGCAUCUCAAAUUCAACAUGUCCAAAAUGAACGUUUAUCUUUCCUCCCAAAUGCUCCCCUCUUUUGAACUUCCCCAUUCUUAUCAAAGGCAGGCGAGCCAGCCUAGCUAAAGUAACAAGGAACCCUGAGGGAGAGACAGAAAGUGGCACGUGCCAAACAAGUCCGAUCACCAGGACCACCUUGACUUCCUCCUCCUCCUCCUCUCAAACCCCCAUGGAGAUGGCCCAAGACCCCUAACUCAAAAGUUUUGGAAACAGGGUCUCUCACCGCAUUGGCUCUCCUUCUGGCCUCUGACCUUGGAGCCAUAUUUGAAAGCAGUAACCAUCAUAGAGGAGUUGCCAUUUUUACCAACAGCAACACCAGCUGCCACUGAUGGGCAGGUAAACCUAAAAUCCUGGCCAAGCUAGCAUCUUCCAGCCUAAGGGCUAUGCUUCCAACCUAGCCUCAACAGCUAUCAGCCUAAGACGCAUCCCCUGUAUCUGCAAUGCUGAGACCAAAGCUUCUAAAGAUACAGAACAAAAAAGUCACCACAUUCAAAAUCCUUGCCACCCAGAGAACUGGAAAUUGAUAGAAUGUCCUUCAAUGGACAAUGACUAAACAUGUCGUGGCAUAUGAGGGCGAUGGAAUAUUGUUGUGCUCUAAGAAGUGAUGAAGAGGACGGUUUCAGAAAAGUUUGGGAAGACUUAUAUGAACUGAUGCAAAGUGAAAUGAGUAGAACUAGGAGAACAUUUUAUAUAGUAACAAUAUUGUUUGAUGAUUGCCUUAGCUAUUCUCUGCAAUACAUGGAUCCAAGGCAGUUCCUAAGAACUUAUGAUGAAAAUUACUAUUCACCUCUCAAAAAGGAACUAAUGGGAUCAGAAUAUAGAUUGAAGCAUACUUUAUUUUUCUUGUGUUUUUUUUCUUUUUCUUUUAGCCUGCAUUUUCUUUUGCAACAUGGCUAAUAUGAAAAUGUUUUGCAUAAUUGCACCUGUAUAAUCUAUAUUAAAUUGCUUCUCAAUAAUGGGAGAGGGGACGGACAGAAUUUGGAACUCAAAAUUAAAAAAAGAAAUGUUAAAAAAAUUACAUGUAAUUGAGAAAAGAGUAAAAUAAGAAAUCAAAGGUUAAAAAAAUAAGUGAAGGCUGGGAUGGGGAAGGAAGAAGACUAUAUGGGGAAAUUUUGGUUAUAUAACAACAAAAGAUAUUAAUAAAAAUCUAUUUAAAACAAAACAAAAACAAAAGGAAAUAGAAAACAGAUCACCACACUCUGUAUCAAGCCCAUAUUAAAACAUUUUGGUCCUAUAGUUUAAAAAAUCCUUGCCACUAUCAAAUGAUUCAACAUCAGAAGUGGAGAAAAUUUUAUUUGUAGAAAUGGUAUUAUAGAAGAAGCACUCUUUGGUGCAGCACCCUAAGGAUCAUGGGACUUUUCCAUCUGAUGUGCUGCUGAAACCUUCCCUAUAUGUUGUCUUCCCUGUUAGAAUGGGAGCUCCAUGAGAGCAGGGACUGUCUCUCUUUCUAUUUGUAUCUUCUGUGCUUUGUACACAAUAAGUGCUUAAUAAAUGUCUGUGUCUCCAUUUA